Molecule: messenger RNA, 651 nt
Organism: Aspergillus alliaceus
Lineage: Eukaryota; Fungi; Ascomycota; Eurotiomycetes; Eurotiales; Aspergillaceae
Exons: 4
Coding region: 1-651 (216 amino acids)
Source: RefSeq, a predicted model, not a curated record
AUGCAUUUAUUUUACCUUGCAGUGCUGGGCCUCAUGGCAAUAUCAUCACUCGCGGCUCCCAAGAAAGCUGCUCAGGAGGGCAUCAAUGUUUUCGAUGCCAUGGCCAAGUUGAAAUCAGGACCUCAUGUAUAUGUCCACAUCGCGGACAACGGACUUAAGCAGCUGCUCGCGAACCUUCUAGAGCCAUGGAAGAAGGAAGCGGAUCAUUUACACGCUGUAUUUGAUGAUAUUGACGGAUGUCAAGUUACAGAUAAGAAAAAGUUACUUGACCCUCCUGCUGAGCUUCGAAAUCCCAUGCCUCAUCAGGCACCUCAGUCUAAGAGCGCUCCCGACCCUCUUCAACAGAAAAAAGACGACGAGCCAUCGCCCUUUCCACUCCUCAGACACUCACCAUCAAACAAAGGCUUCACCCACCUUGCUACUGAUGGAGUAAUCCGCAGUUUUAGCUCAAGUGGCGAGGUAAUAGAUUAUAAGCAAUCAAGCCCGGCAGAAAUUAUAAAGAUGCUGGAAUUCUUUGGAAAAUAUAUGGACCCAGAGGCUUUUGAGGAGGUUAGGAAGAAAUUUAAGGGUGUGGACGGCAGAAAUGUGACUGAUUUGGAGCAACUACUUCAUCCAGAACCAGGAAUUUGUCCAGCGGAAUUCAACAAGUAA